AACAAUCAAUAAAGUACCAGCUUGUACAUGGUGAUUAUAUAACUUUAAAGAUGUAUUCUUCUCUCAUAAAUUCAGACUUAUAUGAAAAGAUUUUACUUCAGGAUCUCCUUGAGAGUAAUGCAAAACCAGAGCAUUGUCACUGAGUUCAUACUCCUUGGACUUUCACUGAAUGCAGAAGUUGAGAAAAUACUGUUUAUUGUAUUUUUGUUGAUCUAUCUUGCAACUCUUUGGGGCAAUAUGAUAAUUGUGGUGACCAUCAUCUACAGCUCUGCACUGCUUGCCUCCCCCAUGUACUUCUUCCUGAUAUUCCUGUCCUUAUUGGAUGCAUGCACUUCUUCUACUGUCACACCCAAGAUGAUAGUGGACUUCUUCUAUGAGAGGAAGACCAUAUCUUUUGAAUGUUGCAUGACACAACUGUUUGCUAUACAUUUUUUCACUGGGAUAGAGGUGAUUGUCCUGUCAGCCAUGGCCUUUGACCGCUAUGUGGCCAUUUGCAAGCCCUUACACUAUUCUUCCAUUAUGACCCGGAGGCUCUGUGGCAUUUUGGUGGCAAUAUCCUGGGCUGGAGGCUUCUUGCAUUCUGUCAUACAAAUUACUUUCACUUUGCAACUGCCAUUCUGUGGACCUAAUGUCAUUGAUCACUACAUGUGUGACUUGUUCCCGUUACUGAAGCUUGCCUGUACUGACACACACAUAUUUGUCAUUUUGGUGUUUGCCAACAGUGGAUCUAUCUGCAUCAUAAUCUUCUCUAUUUUGCUUGUCUCCUAUGGUGUCAUAUUGUACUCUCUGAGAGCCCACAGCUCUGAAGGGAGACUGAAAGCUCUCUCUACCUGUGGAUCCCACAUUACUGUUGUGCUUUUGUUCUUUGUGUCAUGCAUAUUAAUAUAUGCACGACCUGCAUCAGCCUUCUCUUCUGAAAAAAGUGUAUUUUUAUUUGCCACCAUCUUGACACCACUUCUGAAUCCUACAGUUUACACUUUCAGGAAUAAGGAAAUGAAGAAUGCUAUCUGGAAAAUGUGUAAGAGAUUGAUAGCAGUUUCUCAUGACUAUUAAAUUAUUAUACUUC
Messenger RNA from Myodes glareolus (Bank vole), 1066 nucleotides. The record is from RefSeq and is a predicted model, not a curated record. NCBI's taxonomy places the organism in Eukaryota, Metazoa, Chordata, Mammalia, Rodentia, Cricetidae.